This is a messenger RNA of Mytilinidion resinicola, 1337 nucleotides long. RefSeq names its product ATP binding family protein-like protein. NCBI's taxonomy places the organism in Eukaryota, Fungi, Ascomycota, Dothideomycetes, Mytilinidiales, Mytilinidiaceae. Gene Ontology annotation, molecular function: GTPase activity. The coding region runs from base 41 to 931 and encodes 296 amino acids. The transcript is spliced from 2 exons. The record is from RefSeq and is a predicted model, not a curated record.
CCAAAGCUCCAGCGGUCUCCCACCGCAAACAACCAACAAGAUGAGCAAAUUCGGCACCUUGGUCAUGGGCCCCGCCGGCGCCGGCAAAUCCACCUUCUGCACCGCCCUAAUCCAACACCUCCAAAACAACAAACGCCCCUGCUACUACGUCAACCUCGAUCCCGCCGCCGAAGACUUCUCUUUCGCGCCCGACAUCGACAUUAAAGACCUCAUCUCCCUCUCUGACGUCAUGGAAGAAAUGGGGCUCGGCCCCAAUGGCGGGCUCAUAUACUGCUUCGAGUUCCUACUCGAGAACCUCGAUUUCCUGACGGAACCCCUAGACCUGGUCACGGAGGAAUAUCUGAUUGUGUUCGAUAUGCCCGGGCAGAUUGAGCUGUAUACGCAUGUCCCCAUCCUACCGAAAUUGGUGCAGGUUCUCAUGGGCGGGAGUCUGAAUAUCAGGAUGUGCGCGGCGUAUCUACUGGAGAGCACGUUUAUCAUCGAUAGACCGAAGUUCUUCGCCGGCACGCUGAGUGCCAUGUCCGCGAUGAUGAUGCUCGAGAUGCCGCAUAUCAAUAUUCUCUCCAAGAUGGAUCUCGUCAAGGGCCAGAUACCACGGCGGGAUCUGAAGCGCUUCAUCGACCCGGAUGCGGGGCUAAUCGACGACGACGAGGCGCGCCAUGUCGAAGAGGAGAAGCCCGGCACGAGUCGGAAUAGUGACCCCGCUGCUGUGGAGAACGUGAUGGGUGGAAGCUCGUUUCAUCAGCUGAACAAGGCGGUUGCGAAUCUCAUAGAUGAUUUCAGCAUGGUAUCGUUUCUACAGUUGGAUGUGCAGAGCGAGGAUAGUGUUGGUGCGGUGCUGAGCUAUAUCGAUGACGCAAUACAGUACCAUGAAGCGCAAGAGCCGAGGGAGCCGGUGGAGGAUGAGGCGGAUGCGAGGAUGGAGGAUUGAACUGGCUACUUUGCUGCAAGUGGGCAUUUAUGGGAGUUCUUUGUUGGGCAUUUCGGGCGCUUGGUUGGUCUUUAUACCCUGGAUUCACGAUUGAGAUCUUAGAAUCUUGGACUUUGUGCGGUAGAGGUGCCAAAGAAGGUUGGGUAACGUGUUGGAAGCAUGCUGGAAAAGGCUACUUAAACGGAACCAUAUGCUAGGCGUUCUAAUAAAAUCUUCUGGAACUACGAAGAACAGGGCAAAAUUCAAAGCCUCUCGCUACGAACCUACUAGUGGUCUUUGGUGAGGUAGGACUGUUCGAUGUGGGUUUCCUCUCAAUAAAGAAAACCAAUUCGAUUUCCUCAGAUCUUCUCUUUAUAUCUUCCAAGCCUCGCAGCCUGUAUCCACGCCCAAAUCUUCGCUUCUCGUG